This is a messenger RNA of Bursaphelenchus okinawaensis, 3875 nucleotides long. The record is from the annotation of a GenBank genome assembly. Lineage: Eukaryota; Metazoa; Nematoda; Chromadorea; Rhabditida; Aphelenchoididae.
AUGAUAUCCGAUUUGACUGGUCUAGACGUGGCGAAUGCUUCGCUAUUGGACGAAUCUAGUGCUUGUGCCGAAGCAAUGACAUUGUCGUGCAGAGCUACGAAGAGAAAUGUUGUACUAUACGAUCCACAUCUGCAUCCACAGAACAUUGCUGUGCUACAGACGAGGGCAAAGUAAGGAUAAGGGUCGGGUGGGGUAGGGUAGGGUAGGGUAGGGUAGGGUAGGGUAGAGUAAGAUAAGGUAAUGUAUUGUAGGGUACGGUAGCGUAGGGUACUGUAGAGUACUGUAUUGUAUAUCAAAGUAUGGUUAAUACUCCUCAAUUUCUACCCAAUUUCAGACCAAUAGACAUCAAACUAGAACCUUUGGAUGUAGAGAACGUCAAUAUCACCCGAGACAUAGCUGGUAUCAUCAUACAGUAUCCGAAUACAGAAGGCUUGAUUUAUGAAAAUAUCGAAUCAAUAGUGGAAUUGGCACAUGAAAGUGGGGUAAGUUGAUUAAAAUUGCAAAAACUUUCUUUACAAACAAAAAAUGGCAAGAACUUUCUUUACAAAACAAAAAAUGGCACGAACUUUGUUUACAAAACAAAAAAUCUAUAAUUUGUUACUUAAAAUACUAAAAAAAACCUUGUUUUGAUCUAAUUUGUUACCUAAAAUACGAAAAAAUUCAAUUUUCAGGCCUUAGUUACCAUGGCAUGCGACCCCUUAUCGCUAUGUCUCCUGAGAUCUCCUGGUGAUCUAAAAGCUGACAUAGUCGUCGGCAAUGCCCAACGAUUUGGAAUUCCCUUAGGCUAUGGCGGUCCACAUGUAGCAUUCAUGUCUGUGGCCAAAACUGACAACAGAAAUUUAUUGGCCAGACUCAUGCCUGGUCGACUGGUUGGUAUUAGUAGGUAAGGGUGUUUAGUAUGAUGCUGACAAGGGAGGUAACUUAAAUCGCCCCUCGACUUUGGGACGAGACCUAUAUAUUCUGAAAGCCAUGUAAUCACUGAGUAUGGAUCUGAAAACUGUUUUUCCGUAUGGGGCUUAGUUUUCGAGAAAAUCGACUUUAAAUUUUGACCGAAUCCCCAAAAGGAAAGCGCGCGAGAGUCUAUCGGAAAUAACAAAAAGAAACCAAGUGGCGGCGUGGCCCAGAGGGUAAAGUGUUUGGUUUCCAAUUCAAACCACGUGGGUUCGAUUUUGGAGCCUCUAAAUCGUUUUUUAACAAAAAUUUUAAUAUACAAAAUUUAUGUAAUUUUUUUAGUUUUAAAAAAUAAACAUUAUGCAAAAUAAGCAAAACUCAUGCUUUUUAUUCAUUGCGCAGAGGUGAGAAACGGCCGAGAUUUGGGCCCUCUCGGGCCUGAGCAAGCCCGUUUUUUGAAAAAAAUUUCCCCGCGCUUUUUUUCUACCGGUCGAAUUGAUCUGAAACUUUUCCUACCCCUAUGUUUAGAAUGGUCCUGACUACUAUAAAUUAUCUUAAAAUUUUGAUAUCUCUUAUCGCUUUUGAGAUACGGGCUUGGCGGGAAAAAAAUAUUCAAAAAACGGGCCCGAUCGGGCCCGAGGCCCGGCCUCUUUCUCACCUCUACUUACACAUACCCCUAAUCAUCAUUCUUUUGCUAUCAAUCCUACUAUUCACCCUACCGUACCUCUUUUACAUUUCUUGCCUAUAUUUAUGCCUCCCGUUUACUUAAUUCGACGCUACCUCUCCUAUUAUACGUUUAAUUUUUAAAAUUUCAGAGUGUUUCAGUAACCAACUGUGUCAAAUUCUUUGGCUACUCGUAAGUUUUUUCUUUUUGUUUAGCCCUAGUUCUAGCCUUAGCCCUAGUUUUAGCCCUUGCCUUAGCCCUAGCCUUAACCCUAGCAUUAGCCUUAGCUAUAGCCUUACCCAUGUUAGUUUUACUCUAUUUUAAAUGCUAUUUUAUUUAUUUUAGACAACCGUGAUGAACUUCUUAAUUUUGAUAUUUGUUUUACUGUUCUUAGGAGUCUGUACAACACAAUUAAGUCCUAUAAAGGACGGUAAGUACUUUAAACUGUUUACUUCAAGUAAUGAUGGAAACAUUUCAAUGGCUAAAGACAUAUUUCUGCACUGAAAACAUGUUUUUGUUACCUAAAUUCACAUAAGGUUAAUAUUUUUGAAAGAAGUGAAUAUACUUAAAAAAUAUAAUGUUUUACAAAAUAUAUGCUUUAUUAACCUAAUUUAAACCCUUUGUUACCUAAAAUAGAGAAAUAAUAAGUUUAAUGCCUAAAAUAAAUUUUGUAAAACCAAUAUUGGCGCGGCCUUAUGAAAACGAAAUGUCACAUUUUUGUCUUUUAUUUUUUCUCUUGCGUUCGGGUGCAGUGCAGGGUGUUCCAAGAAAUUUGGUCGCUAGAAAUAAUUCUUAACUUUGCAACAAUGCAUCCUAAAAAUGCCAAAUUUGGCACAGUUGUAGAACAGACUUGUACAUUUUUUUGAGUUUCAAGAGUGCAAAAAUUUUGAGUUUUAAAAGUGCAAAUUACGGUCAUUGGAAUUUUUAAAAAUUAGCAUUUUACACCGAAAUUACACAUAUUUUUGGUUGUAAAUGAACAGUUUUCGCCGACUCUUGACGUUUUUUAUGUUUUUUGAAAAACCGUGUUUUCUGUGUCUGCGAAGACUCGACGGAAGAUCGGCGGAGAUAACCGAGUAUUGGCGAAGGCUAUAACUUGGUUCAAAUUUGUCGUACCGACAUGAAACAAAAACUACUAACUUUCAAAUUUAACGGACUCUGUUUUUUUAAAAAUAUGUGUAAUUUCGGUGUAAAAUGCUAAUUUUUGAAAAUUCACAAUGACCGUAAUUUGCACAUUUAAAACUCAAAAUUUUCCAUGAAAAACGUUCAAGUCUGUUCUACAACUGUGCCAAAUUUGGCAUUUUUAGGAUGCAUAGGUGCAAAGUCAUGAAUUAUUUCUCGCGACCAAAUUUUUUGGAACCCUGUAUUUUUUUUUGAAUUUCAAUAAAUACACGAUUUUAUGCUAACAGAAUUAUUGGGUAACACUAUAGUAUUUCAAAAGUUUUCUUACAGCAGGGUACACUUUUGAUAGCAAAUUGUAAGGCAAUUUAAAAAUCGUUUGCUGUAGCGUGUUUUUUAUACAUAUUCGGUGUUUUUUUAUUUAAACUGUGCAAUUUUUUAAAGGCUUAAAAAAUUAUCUAUAAUGAGGGUUUCUAUGUUGUAAGCGGAGUGCUAUUAGCGAAGGUUCACUAUAUACUAUUAGAAGUUAAAAGUACAGCUAAAAAAAAUAAAAAAAAACAAUUUACAUGUAUUAAUCAACAAAAAAAUGCAAUGAACCCACGUUUCGAAAGCUGCCUACAAUCAAAAAUUCUUGGUGAUACCGUAACUAUCUUUUCAAAAAACUAUCAGCUUAUUUUAUCACCGCUAUCUUAAUCUUAGUCUUUUAAGCCGAUGCAUUAGUAGAAGAAUUUUAUGAAAAGGCGGAAAAAAUCGUUGAAAGUACCGUCGAUCUAACCGAAAAGUUAAAAUUCAUCAAAGAAAGCACAGCGAGUUUCCUCAAACUGGCGUUUCCUGUUGGAGCCCUCGUGGCUGCUUCAUUAGAUAUUGCUAGCCAAGUAAGUUUCUUUUUUAUAUUUUAUAAUAACAAAAGAAUGUUACAAACGAUCUCGGUUUUUUAAAUUAGGAACAAUACUGUCCGCAGAAAAUAUUGAUUACCCCACUAACGUGGAAAUGAGUAAACCGAUUUGGACCAAAUUUUUUAUAUGAUUUAUUAACAACCUUGUAACAACAAACACAUAACCCAAACUAGCUGGAUUAUCAUAAACAACUACUUAAAUAACAUUUACUAAAAAUGGGUCAAGAAAGAGAGAAGAAAUUACUGACCACCCCCUAAAAUACAAUUUAGCUGCCGAAUGCGCUCCUGAAGCAAGUUAUGGACGUUUAA